AUGAUUUUAAAGGUGGACUACACCAAGAGCCCAAGUGCAACCCUCCCCUCCAACAUUCCCUCGUGCAGGUUCCUGUCUUCCAGUAAAAAGGGCCCCAGUAGCCACUCCAGCCUCUUGGAUGGGGAGAUGGCCCGAAACUUACGGGAGAGCAUCAAGCACCGCAUCCUCUACCUCUCAGAGCAGCUGAAAGUGGAGAAGGCCAGUCGGGACAAGAACACUGUGGGCUACCUCAAGCUGGUGUCCAAAGCCGACCGGCACCAGGCCCUUCACAUCCGGCAGGCCUUCGAGAAGGUGAACCAGCGUGCCUCUGCUGCCAUUGCCCAGAUUGAGCGAAAGCUCCGUCAGUGUCACCAGCAGCUGCAGGAGUUGGAGGAGGGCUGCCGGCCCAAGCGCUUAGUGCUGAAGGAGGAAAGCAGCCUGGACAACUGCCAGCAGUCCAGUGAGAAGGCUCUAGUUUUGGAGUCCCCCAAGCUGGGUGGGAAAGAUUGCUUGUCCACCAACCAGUCUGAGAGACACUUCCCACUGGAGAGUCACUCCCCACCGGCCUUAGAGCAGUGUACAUCCUCAGAGACAAAGGGAAACUUACUAUUGCAGAAGGCGAAGGAAGAGCUCAAAGAAGUAGAAGAGUUUCACUUCAACCUUCGGGUGUCCUAUCAGAGCCUAAAGGAGAGGUAUCUGACAGACCUGCAGGUGUCACUGGAGUCCCUUCAGGAGGAGAAAUGCAGACAAGCACUGAUGGAAGAACUGGUGAAUGACCACCUGCAGCGGCACCUGAAUGAAAUUUACCAUCUCAAACAGAAUCUGGCCUACACUGAAGAGAAAAUGGCUUAUCUUUCCUAUGAGAGAGCCAAGGAAAUAUGGGAAGUCAUGGAGACUUUUCAGAGCCGUAUAUCCAAGCUUGAAACUUUACAGCAAGUGACUCAACUGGACGUGACAGAGAACCUCAGGAGCUGUUCCCAGAAGUUUAUGUUCCAAUUUCUGAACCUGCUCCUCACACUGGCCACCAUCUUCUUGGUCUUCAUCUUUACGUCGUGUGCCUGCCCCUUGCCAUUGUUGAAUUCACACCUGCGCACAUGCAUCAUGCUCAUGCUGAUCGGGGUUGGGGUCCUGGCCUGGAAGAAGUGGCAUGCUAUCCCUUCCAUGGACUGGCAGGGCUGGAUCCCCUCCAGAUGGAGACUAUAUUCCAAGGACUCCAAGCCUAUAUCAGAUGGGUCUUAAAGGGCCUGGGUUUGCUAGCUCCUCCCCCUUCCAAGUGUCAGGGCAUCCAACCAGGGCUCCCCAGACAGCCACUUCUCAGUUCUCCCUUUCAGAUUUUACUAGCACCGGCCCCAUGAGAAGUGUAUGAGUGCUCACCCAGCUCACAGUUCCCUUCCUCACAAUCCUUCCAUACCAUCUGCAGACAUGAGGUUUGGAAAAGAUUAAAGUCUCUGAAGUACAGUGCUGUUAUGCCCUCU
Messenger RNA from Molossus molossus (Pallas's mastiff bat), 1454 nucleotides. RefSeq names its product testis expressed 28 (gene TEX28). NCBI's taxonomy places the organism in Eukaryota, Metazoa, Chordata, Mammalia, Chiroptera, Molossidae. The transcript is spliced from 4 exons. Gene Ontology annotation, cellular component: endomembrane system. The record is from RefSeq and is a predicted model, not a curated record. The coding region runs from base 1 to 1218 and encodes 405 amino acids.